Molecule: messenger RNA, 2687 nt
Organism: Ricinus communis (castor bean)
Lineage: Eukaryota; Viridiplantae; Streptophyta; Magnoliopsida; Malpighiales; Euphorbiaceae
Product: mRNA-capping enzyme
Exons: 18
Coding region: 211-2205 (664 amino acids)
Biological process (GO): 7-methylguanosine mRNA capping; protein dephosphorylation
Molecular function (GO): protein tyrosine/serine/threonine phosphatase activity; ATP binding; mRNA guanylyltransferase activity
Source: RefSeq, a predicted model, not a curated record
AAAAAAGAAUGACCCUACCUUUAUUGCUCAGACCUCACGAUAAUUUACAAUCAGUUAAAUUAAACACGUAAGGCGUUUAUUCGCCGGAAUUCUUCGAUUAUAGUUUCUACCUGCGGUUUCUCGAUUAGAACCGUCCCAUCCUCAAUAACUGAGGAACGAAUCCGGCGCCGGUUAGCUUUCUACUGGACAAAUUAAUAAGUGAAUCUUACCAUGGAUUUAAAUAGUUCUGUGCAACCUCACAAGUAUGAGGAGAAAAAGAAGGGUAUUUUGGGAAGAUUUUCAGGGCGGGAGCAUGUAGAUAAGGCAGAUAGUGAAAGAAGACAACAAUGGGGAAUGAAAAGGAAAUUCCCAGGAGAAGGUCAAAUGCAUGGCCAUCAAUCUUUUACGCGUGAUAAUCGAGGGUUUGAUUUUGGAAACCGUGGAUUCUAUGAUGAACACAUGCUCCCUCCUGGUUGGUUAGGUUGUCCUCCAUAUGGUGAAGCCAUAGGUUGUUUAAUUCCUUCAAAAGUUCCACUUGGUGAGUCCUUCAAUCAACACAUUCCCGGCAAAAGAUACACACCGAAACAUGUGUUAAAUGAACAAAGACUACUCGGAAGAGAACUUGGUUUGGUGAUUGAUCUAACAAAUACUAAUCGUUACUACCCCAUAUCAGCUUGGUCAGAAGAAGGAAUUAGCCAUAUUAAGAUUAGAUGCAAGGGCAGAGAUUCUGUACCUGAUGAUGAAUCUGUAGAGAAGUUUGUCCAUGAGGUUUCGAAAUUUUGCUCCCAAGGAACACAUGCAGAGAAGUAUAUUCUUGUUCAUUGUACACAUGGGCAUAACCGCACAGGUUAUAUGAUUGCUCAUUUUCUUAAGCGUACAAGAUCUAUUUCUAUCACUGAGGCAAUAGAUAUAUUUGCUAAGGCACGGCCUCCUGGAAUCUAUAAAGAAGAAUAUAUUGAUUCAUUAUACACAUUUUAUGAUGAAAAGAGGCCUGACCAAGUUGUUUGCCCACAAACUCCUGAGUGGAAAAGAUGCGAUGAUGCCAACACUGAUGGUGAAGCUAUGCAAGAACAUAAGAACAGUGCUGCUCCUUUGCAUGAGAAUCAUGUAAUGACAAAUGAUGAUUUGCUGGGAGAUGCAGUGUCUUUUGACAAACUACGAGAACUGCGACAAAUGUGCUAUCAAUUGCUUAAACUUGGAAUGCCGGCAAGAGGAAAUCUACAAUUUCCAGGGUCCCACCCAGUUUCUCUCAAUGGGGACAACUUACAACUCUUAAGACAGCGGUAUUAUUAUGCCACAUGGAAGGCCGAUGGAACACGAUAUCUGAUGCUAAUCACUUGGGAUGGAUGUUACUUGAUUGAUAGGAAUUUUAACUUUCGAAGAGUUGAUAUGCGGUUUCCAUGCAAACAAACAGAUAAGGGUAUGACUGAUCAGAUUCACAAUUACACAUUGCUUGAUGGAGAGAUGGUUAUUGAUACCGAUUCUAAUACACAAAAGCAAGAGAGAAGAUAUCUCAUUUAUGAUGUCAUGGCAAUUAAUGAAACAUCUUUAGUGGAGAUGCCCUUCCAUGUGAGGUGGAGGAUGCUCAAUAAAGAAGUUAUUGAACCUCGAAAUCAAGAGCGUGAGGUUCUUUCCAAGAGCACGAAUCCAUAUUAUAGAUAUGACUUGGAACCAUUUAGUGUGAGGAGGAAGGACUUCUGGUUGUUGUCUACUGUGGAUAAGCUUCUAAAGAAAUUCAUUCCUAAGCUUCCACAUGAAGCAGAUGGUCUCAUAUUCCAGGGAUGGGAUGAUCCUUAUGUGCCUCGCACACAUGAAGGGCUUCUAAAGUGGAAAUAUGUUCAUAUGAACUCAGUUGACUUUCUUUUCGAGUUGGGAGGUCAUGGUCACCAACUUUUUCUGUAUGAACGUGGAAGAAAGAAGCUAUUGCAUGGAAAUAGAGUUGUAUUCAACGAUGCAUCAGAUCCGUCUUCAUAUUCAGGAAAGAUUAUUGAGUGCUCUUGGGAUUCUGAGAGGCAGUUAUGGAUCUAUAUGCGGAUUAGGACAGACAAAUCAACACCAAAUGAAUUCAAUACCUAUAGAAAGGUAAUGCGGAGCAUAAGAGAUAACAUUACCGAGGAGGUCUUAUUCAAGGAGAUCGAUGAGAUCAUUAACCUGCCGAUGUAUGCUGAUAGAAUUAAGAAUGAUAUCAGGGCUCAUCAAAACACAGUUUCUGCACGGCGCAAGUGAUGGUUGAUUGACAUGAAGUUACAUGAUUGAUAGAAGCAGGAAUGAUGAGGGCCCAUCAAAGCACAGAUUAUGCACAAGCAAUUGAUUGCUGACAGCAUUAUUUGUUAAUACUGAUCAUGCAUGCUGGGUGCUCACUGUCUAGUUCUCUUUCCUAUUAUAAUGCAGGUUAAAGGAUGUGUUGUUGGGCCAUAGUAUCUGAUUGGUUACAAAGAAUUAUACAUAUUUAGCUAGUUGAGUAUAAUCAGCUUAAGGAUCACCAUGUAUAAUUAGCUAUUAUUCAUUUGUUCCUUUUGUCAUUCUUUCUUUGUUACUCUCCUUGUUUUUCAGAAGGGGGCACAAAAACAAAUAAUAGAGUUUUGUGAUGUAAACUAGAUUUUGCUCAAUCUGAACAUGACACACAAAGAACAUGUUAAGUUACUUGUGCUAAAUGCAGCAGCAGGUCUAUCUCAAACACAAAUAAAAAGUCCUUCUUCACUACUGAA